Molecule: messenger RNA, 1925 nt
Organism: Bubalus bubalis (water buffalo)
Lineage: Eukaryota; Metazoa; Chordata; Mammalia; Artiodactyla; Bovidae
Gene: DYNC2I2
Product: dynein 2 intermediate chain 2
Exons: 9
Coding region: 400-1860 (486 amino acids)
Biological process (GO): intraciliary transport
Cellular component (GO): ciliary plasm; cytoplasmic dynein complex
Molecular function (GO): dynein light chain binding; dynein heavy chain binding
Source: RefSeq, a predicted model, not a curated record
GCUUCGAUUCAUGGGGUCGCAAAGAGUCGGACACGACUGAGCGACUGAACUGAACUGAACCCUUAUUGAGAGGGUGAUGUUCCAGCAAAGACUUGGAGCAGUGAGGGUUAGUCAAGGUUAUUUGAGGUGGAACAGCCCGGGGAGCACCAAGGUCCUGCGGUCGAAGCAAAGCUGGUGUGUGUGAGGAGGCAGGUGGGGCUGGAAAGGAAUGAGCAGGCAAGGAUGGUCACAGGUGAGGUCGGAGAGGGUAAGGAGAGGCAGAUCGAGUAUAGGGCUUGCAGAUCAUUUUAAGGAUGUUAGCUUUCCCUCAGUGAAAAUGAGCAUUGGAAGGGGACUGCAUUUUUCCCACAGAGGAAACUGAGGCUUUGCUUUCCACACCAAUGAGAGGUCCUGCAGAAGAUGAUUUCCUCACCAACACCAGUACCGAAAAGUUGCCAGACGGCCAGCAUUGCCACGGCUGAAGCAUCCGUGCAGGCCCGGAAGCAUGUGGAUGCUGAGGUGCAGACCGAGGCCCCCGAGCCGGUCAGCCUGCCAUCUGUGCCUCGGUACAACGGCCCCCAGCUCGCGGCCUUUCUCCGGAAAGUGGAGGCCAUGGUUACCCGAGAGCUGAACAAGAAUUGGCAGAGCCAUGCGUUUGACGGCUUCGAGGUGAACUGGGCCGAGCAGCAGCAAACGGUGACCUGCCUGCAUACACUGAGCUACCCCCCAGCCCAAGGACAGGGUCUCCACGUGACUGGUGUCUCCUGGAACUCCACUGGCUCUGUGGUGGCCUGCGCCUAUGGCCGGCUGGAUGACGGGGACUGGAGCACGCUGAGGUCCUUCGUGUGUGCCUGGAACUUGGACCGGCGAGGCCUGAGCCCCCAGCAGCCGUCGGCGGUGGUGGAGGUGCCCAGCGCUGCCAUGUGCCUGGCCUUCCACCCCACGCGGCCGUCCCUCGUGGCAGGUGGACUGUACAGUGGCGAGGUGCUGGUGUGGGACAUGAGCCGCCCCGAGGACCCACUGGUCUGGCGCACGGGCCUGACGGACGACACCCACACGGACCCCGUGUACCAGGUGGUCUGGCUCCCAGAGCCCCGGCACAACCACCGCUUCCAGGUGCUGAGCGUGGCCGCUGACGGGAAGGUGCUGCUCUGGCAGGGGGUCGGGGCCGGCCGGCUGCAGCUGAGCGCAGGCUUCGCCCUGGCCGUGCAGCAGCUCCCCAGGAACACCAAGCUGAAGAAGCCUUCCCGUGGGGAGACUGAGGUGGGCACCACAGCGGUGGCUUUCUCCAGCUUUGACCCCAGCCUUUUCGUGCUGGGCACAGAAGGCGGCUUCCUGCUCAAGUGCUCCCUGACGGCAGAGGAGGCCGCUGUCACACGGAUGCCCAGCUCUGUGCCCCUGCGGGCCCCAGCGCAGUUCACCUUCGCCCCCCACGGCGGCCCCAUCUACUCUGUGAGCUGCUCCCCCUUCCACAGGAAUCUCUUCCUGAGUGCAGGGACAGACGGCCACGUCCACCUGUACUCCAUGCUGCAGGCCCAGCCCCUGACCUCACUGCAGCUCUCCCACAAGUACCUGUUUGCUGUGCGCUGGUCCCCGGUGCGCCCCCUGGUGUUUGCGGCUGCUUCUGGGGAAGGUGAUGUGCAGCUGUUUGAUCUCCAGAAAAGCUCGCAGAAGCCCACAGUUUCAGUCAAGCAAACCGAGGAUGAAAGCCCUGUCUACUGUCUUGAAUUCAACUGCCAGCAGACUCACCUCCUGGCUGCUGGUGAUGCCAAGGGCACGGUAAAGGUGUGGCAGCUGAGCAGUGAGUUCACUGAACAGGGAGCCCGGGAGACAGAGCUCCUGGACCAGCUGGCCUCGGAGGUGGCAGCUGAGGCCAGCUGAGGUGGGGACGCUACCUCUACGCUGUGUGUUUCUGACGGAAGCUGAAUGAAGACGUGACAAGCUUU